This is a messenger RNA of Tetrapisispora phaffii CBS 4417, 720 nucleotides long. RefSeq names its product bifunctional phosphatidyl-N-methylethanolamine N-methyltransferase/phosphatidyl-N-dimethylethanolamine N-methyltransferase (gene OPI3). Gene Ontology annotation, molecular function: S-adenosylmethionine-dependent methyltransferase activity. Bases 1 to 720 code for a protein of 239 amino acids. NCBI's taxonomy places the organism in Eukaryota, Fungi, Ascomycota, Saccharomycetes, Saccharomycetales, Saccharomycetaceae. The transcript has a single exon. Gene Ontology annotation, biological process: phosphatidylcholine biosynthetic process. The record is from RefSeq and is a predicted model, not a curated record.
AUGAGCUCUGUUACUAAUUCUGCUGUCUCUGCAGUUUCCUCAGCAAUAACUUCAGCUGCCAAAAACACCGAAACUAUUAAUUCACUAUCGAGUGCAUUUGAUUAUAUUCUAGAUAUUUAUUUAGAUUUAUUCGAAUCAAUUAACUUCGAUGAUCAAAAUUUGAAGAUUAGUCUGUUACUCGUUGCCUUUAAUCCCAUCUUCUGGAAUCUAGUUGCCCGUUUAGAAUUUUCUACUCAUUUUUUAACAAAAUUAGCUGGUAAUGCAAAGAGAGGUUGUUACAUUUUAGCAUUUACUAUCUUUUCAUUAGGUAUUGCUCGUGAUUACUUUUUUGAACAAGCAUUAAAAAAUCAAUUCACUUCUCCAUAUUUAGAACAUACUUACGUUAAGAUUGCCGGUGUUGUCAGUUUCUUAAUUGGCCAGGUUUUAGUCAUUUCGUCUAUGUACCAGUUAGGUAUCACUGGUACAUACUUAGGUGAUUAUUUCGGCAUUUUGAUGGAUGAAAGAGUUGUUUCUUUCCCAUUCAACGUCUCCAAUAACCCAAUGUACCAAGGUUCCACUUUAUCUUUCUUAGGUACCUCUUUGGUUUAUGGUAAGGCCGCUGGUUUACUUGUUACAUUUACCGUCUAUACUAUGUACUCCUGUGCAUUAAAAUUGGAAGAACCAUUCACUAGUCAUAUUUAUGCACUACGUGAUGAAGGUAAAACUAAGAAGAACAACUAA